GGCGGGAGCUUUCAAACCUAAAACAGGAAGUAGCUUGAACCAGCGCGCAGGCUGCCUCUCAGCGAUAACUCUGUAAUUUAUUCAUGUGAUUUUGACAUUAAAAAUAAAACAUUUAUAUCCAAUUUUCUUCCCUGGGAGCAUCAGAAGGCGGUUAUUAAACUGCUGGGAGACAAAGAACCGGAACAACAUGUCGGCCUCAGCUGCGGAGAGCCGCUAUGAGCGUCUCACAGCAGAGCAGAUGGACGAGCAGCGGAUCCAGAAUGUGGCCUAUCAGUACCUUUGCAGGCUGGAGGAGGCUAAGAGGUGGAUAGAGGCCUGUCUGGGGGAGGAACUUCCUGCUCCGACCGAGCUUGAGGAGGCUCUGAGGAAUGGAGUCAUUCUGGCCAAACUGGGUCAUCGCUUCUCUCCGAACACGGUCCCGCUGAAGAAGAUCUACGACCCAGAACAGCUCCGAUACCAGGCGGCGGGUCUACAGUUCCGUCACACCGACAACAUCAACCACUGGAGGAACGCCAUGACAGCCCUGGGCCUGCCUGCGAUCUUCCAUCCUGAAACUACAGACGUCUAUGACAAGAAGAACAUGCCGAGAGCCGUUUACUGCAUCCACGCUCUCAGCCUCUACCUGUACAGACUGGGUUUGGCUCCGCCUAUUCAUGAUCUCUAUGGAAAGGUAAAGUUCACAGAGGAGGAGAUUAACAACAUGAAGCUGGAGUUGGAUAAGUACGGAAUCCAGAUGCCAGCUUUCUGCAAGAUCGGAGGCAUCCUGGCCAAUGAGCUCUCUGUGGACGAAGCUGCAGUGCAUGCAGCUGUAGUGGCCAUUAACGAGGCGGUGGACAGAGGCGACGUGAGCAUCACGGCUGCAGCUCUGAGGAAUCCUGCAGCUCUGCUCUCUGACCUGCAGGAGGCGCUGAUGAGCAUCUAUCAGGAGAUGCUGAAGCAGGCCAAGAUGAGGAAGGCUGAGCAAGCAGCCUGCAAGCGCGGAGCCUCAGAGGAUAAGGACAUGUACGAGGAGUACCUGAGUCAGCGGGAGAUCCAGGAACACAUCAGAACCGUCAACGUGCGAUCUGCGGUGGAGCAGGUGGAUGAAGCUCUGGAUGCUGCAGAUGAACUCUCUCUGCUUGCUGCGCUGCAGCUGCCAUGUUUGGCCCUCAGGGGCCUCCGUGCUGAAAACGGCCCCUGGUACCUGGAUCAGCUUUUGAUGGAUCGCCAGCAGAAGGCUUUGGACCAGGGCUCUGUGGAUCCUCUUGAACCAACCGAGCUCCAGGAAAGCAUCUCCGCUGCCAACCAGGAAGCUCAGAGAGCCACGAACGUGCUCAUGGCGGUGCAGAGCGUCAACGAGUCGCUGCGUGGAGACGACCCCAGACGCACCGUGAGCUGCCUGAUGAACUCUGACCUGCAGCUGCCUGAGGUGUUCCCGUCGGCUGCGACGCUUUACCACCGUGAGCUGCAGCUGCUGCAGAGCCGGACUGCUGAGGGGGAGCUAUAUCAGGAAGAGCUUUUCGUUGCUGUGGAGAUGUUGUCAGCCGUUGCUCUGAUCAAUCAGCGUCUGGAGGCGGGACAUGUGCAGAAGUUCGGCUCCUCGUUGGUCAGUCCCUCUGCAGGACUCUGUGAUGUAGACCCCGCCCUCAUGGACAGGUACUUUGAGCUCCUGUUGGACAUGAAGCAGCAGCUCGGCCGAGGACUGCUGACCUGGAAUCAGCUGCAGGAAGGAAUCAACCGGGUGAACGGCUCAGCCCAGAAUGAACACCAGCAGCUCCUGGCGGUCGGCCUGAUAAAUGAGGCUGUGAUGAGGGGAGACGUCCAGCAGCUGUCGUCUGCUCUGAUGCUGCCGUCCUGUGGUCUGGAGGAGGUCCUGCCUGCCAACGCCUGCAGGUACCUGACCCUGCUGACCCGAUCCAGACAGCAGAAAGUCCAGAUGAGCAGAGACUUGGGAGCUGAGCUGUGGUUGGCUGAUAUCCAGGAAGAGGUGAAGCUGGCCAAUCAGCAGAGCCAGAAAGCCCUAAAGUUGUGCCUGGCGGUGGCGGCGGUGAACCAGGCGGUGAAGGAGAACCGGGCCAAGCAGACUCUACGUGUUCUGUCAUUGCCAGAACUGGAGCUGCGAGGAGUUUUAUCAGACUGCGCCGCCGAUUACCAGCGAGAACUCAGCGCGCUGAUCACAGACAGGGCACGCUCAGGUAACGAUCGGAGUCCAUGGGUUCGAGUCCAGCUGGCGGACGGAUCAUUUUAUUACUUCCACCUGAACACUCUGGAGGGAAGCUGGGAGAAACCGAACGGAUUCAAACAUCACGGACUGUUUAUCGGCCCGCAGGAGAUCCAGGCAGUAGUGAGCAGCGUUUCUACUUCCUACAGUCGUAAAGUCCGUUGGCAGAGCAGUGGGGCCCUGAUUGUUCGUCUGCAGGCUCACUGUCGGGGCUUCCUGGUCAGACAGCAGCUGGAGGUUCGACGGCGGUACUUGAUCAGUCAGACUCCUGCUGUAGUCACCAUCCAGGCUCAUUGGAGGAGGUUCAUCCAGCAGAGGGCGUACAGGCGGCGCCUGAAGUACCUCUACAGCAACUGGAGGUCUGUUGUGAAGAUCCAGUCGUUUGUCAAGAUGUGGCUCGUCAGGAGAAGAUAUUUGUCACGGCUGAGAUUCUUCAAACAGAACGUGGAUGCUGUGAUAAAGAUCCAGGCCUUCUUUAGAGCCAACAGAGCCCGACAUGAGUACCGCAUGUUAGUGCAUUCGGACACGCCCCCCCUGUCUGUGGUCAGGAAGUUCCUUCAUUUGCUCGAUCUGGGAGAUGCUGACAUCAGAGAGGAGGCGGAGCUUCUGCGUCUGCGAGAGGAAGUGGUGAGAGGCAUCCGCUUCAACCGGCAGCUGGAGACCGACUUGGACCUGAUGGACCUGAAGAUCGGGCUUCUGGUCCGAAACAGAGCCACGCUGCAGGAAGUUGUGUCCCACUGCAAGAAACUGACCAAGAAGAACAAGGAGCUGCUGUCGGACAUGAUGGACGUAGAGAGAAGCAAAGGACUGAAAGCCCUGAGCCGAGACAGGAGGAUGAGACUGGAAGCCUACCAACACCUCUUCUACCUUCUGCAGACACAGCCUCUCUACCUGGCUCAGGUGAUCUUCCUGAUGCCUCAGAGUCGCUCCACCGCCUUCAUGGAGAUGGUGGUGUUCAGCCUGUUCAACUACGGCUCCGAUCGCCGUGAAGCCUUCCUGCUGUUGCAGCUGUUUACUGAGGCGCUGAGAUAUGAGAUAAGGCUGAAGGUAGAGCAGCCACAGGACGUCAUUACUGGGAAUCCCACCGUCAUCAAAAUGCUGGUGAACUUUUACCGCCACGCUCAGGGUCAGAACUCCCUGCGAGAUUCUUUGGGUCCAGCUCUACAAGAUGUCCUGCUAGACCAAACCCUCAACAUCAGAACGGACCCAGUUGAGGUCUACAAGACCUGGAUCAACCAGACUGAGACCCAGACUGGACACAAGAGCUCUCUACCCUACGAGGUUUCUGCUGAGGACGCCCUGUCCCAUCCUGAAGUUCAGCGAAGAAUCGACAUCGCCAUCAUCAACCUGAAGAACCUGACAGACCGUGUGCUCAAAGCCAUCACCUCCAACCUCAACAAAAUUCCUUAUGGUCUUCGUUACACAGCAAAAGUUCUUAGAGACACGUUGAAGACAAAGUUCCCUGCAGCCAAUGAAAGCGAGCUUUACAAGAUUGUCAGCAACUUGGUGUACUACCGCUACAUGAACCCGGCCAUCGUGGCUCCGGACGGGUUCGACGUGCUGGAUCGGUCAGUGGGAUCCACUCUGCAGCCUGAGCAGCGCCACAUCCUGGGAUCCAUCGCUCGCAUGUUGCAGCACGCCGCUGCCAACAAACACUUUCAUGGAGACGGAUACCACGUCCGAACCCUGAACCAGUACAUCACCCAGACCCACAGCAAGUUCAGGACGUUCCUGCGCAGCGUCUGCGACGUUCCAGAACCGGAGGAGCGGUUCAGCAUGGACGAAUACUCCGAGCUGCUGAUUGUCAACAGGCCUGUGAUCUACAUCUCUGUCAGCGAGCUGCUAAACACUCACAAGCUGCUGUUGGAGCACCAGGAGGUUUUGUGUCAGGACCCGUUGGACCCCCUGAGGCUCAUCCUGAAUGAUCUGGGCCCGGUCCCCACGCUUCAGGAGCUCAUGGGGGAGACGGCGGCUGAUCCAGGGGCGGAGUCCAGUAAGACGGAGGUUUCUCUGACUCUCACCAACAAGUUUGACAUCUUUAACGACUCUGAGGACAAACCUGACGCCCGUGGCCUGCUGCUUAGCACCAAACAGCUGAUCAUCGACGUCAUCAGGACUCAGUCAGGAGACUCCCUGAGGGAUCUGCUGAGAGGAAAAACCUCACCUGACCAGGAAGUGUGUCACGAUUGGCUGAUGCAGCGCCGCGCCCGGCAGGAUGCUCAGACGCCUGAGAAGAUGAAGAGGAACCAGUCGCUGGUCGCCAACGGCAACCUGAGUCUGGAGGAGAAGAAGAGGAAGAUUCUGCGGAGUCUGUGUCGCCUGGAGGCGCUCGGGGUUCUGAGGCCGCCUCGAGCCGAGAACCAGAUCCUGCAGAUGAUAGCCAAGGACAUCCGGCAGCAGCGCCUGCAUCGUCAGCGCCGAGGGGCGGAGCUUCAGAAACUCCGCCAGACGCUCGGCAGUCUGCAGGAGAAGAGCAGCUUCCACAGCGAGCAGGUCGACUUCUACAGACAUUACAUCACUUCCUGUCUGGACAACUUGACCAACAGUAAAUCGGCCAAUAAGAAGACAGCAGAAAGCAAAGGGAAAAAGAAGCUUCCUGCUCUGAGCUACAGCGCCGCCCGGCUGCAGGAGAAGGGAGUGCUGCUGGAGAUCGAAGACCUGCCGAGCACGCAGUUCAAGAACGUCGUCUUUGACAUCUCACCUGGACCAGAGAAAGGAAGCUUCAGCAUCAAGGCCCGAUUCCUCGGAGUCCCCAUGGAAGAAUUCCUGCUCAAAUACCAGGAUCUUCUGCAGCUGCAGUACGAGGGCGUGGCCGUGAUGAAGAUGUUCGAUAAGGCAAAGGUCAACGUUAAUCUGCUCAUCUUCCUCCUGAACAAGAAGUUCUUCAAGAAAUGAACAAGGAAACACUCCCGUCUUCACUCCUAUCUUUGCCCUCUCCCUCCGGCUCUUCUUUUGUGUUUGUCGAUCAAAGUGAACGUCUGUUUUCAUUUACGUCUCUCUUGUGAUCCUUUUGUCUUUUAAGUGUGCCUCAGUAUAACGGAGUGAGGCUUCUGUUUAUCUCCUAUCUCUGUGGUGUUCUUCAUUUGCUGCUGCCUCCUUUCACACUCCAUCUAAUAAGUUUUAAACAGAAUAACUCAUCUGUGCAUAAACCUAUCUUGUUUUAUUCACUCCACACUAUGCAUUAUGAACCUUAGUGAUGCAUCAUGCUUCCACUGAUCUUUGCACUUUACAAUUUUGACCUGGACACCUGAGAACUUGAUCAGUGAGCAGUCACCUUCUACACUCCU
Cyprinodon tularosa is the source of this 5487-nucleotide messenger RNA. It is a transcript of the gene iqgap3, whose product is annotated as IQ motif containing GTPase activating protein 3. Gene Ontology annotation, biological process: regulation of actin cytoskeleton organization; regulation of GTPase activity. Lineage: Eukaryota; Metazoa; Chordata; Actinopteri; Cyprinodontiformes; Cyprinodontidae. Gene Ontology annotation, molecular function: GTPase activator activity; calmodulin binding; actin filament binding. Gene Ontology annotation, cellular component: cytoplasm. The transcript has 38 exons. The record is from RefSeq and is a predicted model, not a curated record. Bases 188 to 5095 code for a protein of 1635 amino acids.